AUGAUCAUCCGUCCCACUCAAGCCGUCUGGUCUGUCUUCGCAAGUUAUGGUGGCAUAUCCUGGACCUUUCUAUCUCAUUUUCCUCUUUCAUAUCUAGAGCCGGCAACGAAAUCUCGCUGUGAUUACCCGCUCAAGGCCAGACGAAUGAGCAUGGCACCAUCGUUCACCUUUGUUAAUGUCCGCAACGCCCCGGGCCUGGGCCCCAAAGAGGCCAAGCAGAUGAGAGGUCAUAUUACCAAGACAAAUUUUGCCAAGAGGAGACAAAGACUGGGCCAGCAGAAGAAAAAAGCACACACGGCUCAAUCUUCAAGUCCAUCCUCUGCCUUGAUUACAUUGGACGAGCGGGAACUACGGCAUGAGCUCAAGCCGGUGGACCAUCGUUUGCUCAUCCGCAUGGUAGAGCCUACAUACUCUCCGGUCGAAUACUUGCUUUGUGAGUACCGCGCGCUUAUCUUCCCGGCGGGUCUCGGUUCUCCCGGAUCAAACAGAGAAGCAGAUUGGAUUGCCCUGCUACACUCUGAGCCAGCCCUGGUCGAAGCAUCAAUGGCCAUAGCGAUAAGACAUUCGCCCCGGCUCCAGAGGACUCAAGGUAUUCGUGAAGCGUCCGUGCGUAAAGGAAGGGCUAUCAAGAUGAUCAAUGAACGACUCGACACGCCUUUGGGAUUGACCGACGGCGUGCUCAGCGCCGUCUUCACCUUAACUUUUGCAGAGCUCCUUGAGAGUGAUGUCGAAGCGAGAGACGUCCACAUCAAAGGCCUGGCCCAAAUGAUCAAGGUUAGACGUUCCUUAGGAAAUACAGACAUCCCAUCGUGGUUCGGCGAUUUUAUCCUAUAUGAUUCAAUUGGCCACACGAUCCUUUCUGCCAGCUAUUCCAAUUUACCUCUCAUCAACGCAUUACGGAAUGAAGAAGACCCUAAGCAAAUAGACGUCGCAGCAAUUCGAUCCGACACCAGCGACUUGCGCCAUUUAAUAGAUAAAUAUCACGCUUCCACAUCGCUGAAGCAAGAUAAGGCAGCUAUCAUUAGGCUCUGCUCCUCGAUGCAACUCCUGGUUUGGCAGCUAUUCGUUGGUGCAGCUGCUGCGGAAUCUGCGAGUGAGGUUCGGUCUUGGUAUAUCAUCAGAUUACGAGAGGUUAUCGAGGUUGUCGAGACAUCCCAGCCAGAUGGAACAGGCUCCAGAAUACGGGAGCGCCCUCAUGAUCUUUAUUAUCUUGUGAACUCGCUUCUCAUGCUGCAACGUCGACACGAUACGCCAGCAUGUUACCUCACCGCUCCAUCGCCCAAGGCAUUAGGCAAUAUCCAGGUCGACGUCUACGAUACUCCUUUGAAAUGUCUGGGAUUCAAAGCGAUUCUCAAUGCAGACAAGUCAGCAGAUGAUGUACAACUGUUCAAAGCCGAUACCCAACGAACCUUAUUUGAGUCAAGGCCAAAAGUUAAAGGCGGUCCUUAUCAGUGGGUAGACGUACACGGGGAGAUUAUUGCAUAUGAAGCAGGGCAGGAGGGCGGCCACAAGCUCGUAAUUCAGGUUCCAUUACAACAAGCUAUCAUGGACGCCCUGGCAGCACUAUGGACUUUGAGACUCUGGUAUGAACAUAUUCACAAUCAGUCAGAAUGA
Molecule: messenger RNA, 1614 nt
Organism: Fusarium subglutinans
Lineage: Eukaryota; Fungi; Ascomycota; Sordariomycetes; Hypocreales; Nectriaceae
Exons: 6
Coding region: 1-1614 (537 amino acids)
Source: RefSeq, a predicted model, not a curated record